AUGGCGACGGUACAAUUGCUCAGCCCAUUUCCAGGCAAAACCCGAGUUUCGAGCUCAGCAAACUCGAAUUCCCUCUCCAAGCCUCCGACUCUGGUGCCGAUGAGCUCGAUUACUCGCCGUCCGGUGUUCUCGACCGGCGGAUUCGCUGUUUCCCGGGCGGAUUUCAGAGUCCGAGCCACGGAUGUGGAAGACGAGUGGGGUCCGGAGACGGGAGAGAAAGGAUCGGCUCUAUUGGUGGCGGAGGAAGCAAUCGAAGCCGUGGAGGAGACGGAGGUGCUGAAGAGGGCACUGACGGAUUCUCUGUACGGAACAGAUCGGGGUUUGAACGCUUCGAGCGAGACCAGAGCCGAAAUCGGAGACCUAAUCACACAGCUCGAGUCGAGGAACCCUACCCCAGCUCCGACGGAAGCUCUCUUCCUUCUCAACGGCAAAUGGAUCCUCGCGUACACAUCGUUCGUCGGUUUGUUCCCGUUGCUCUCACGAGGGAUCGUGCCGUUAGUAAAAGUCGACGAGAUCUCACAGACCAUUGAUUCAGACAACUUCACCGUCCAGAACUCUGUUCGCUUCGCUGGUCCUCUAGCCACAACCUCAAUUAGCACCAACGCCAAAUUCGAAAUCCGAAGUCCCAAACGCGUCCAGAUUAAGUUCGAGCAAGGUGUGAUUGGGACUCCUCAGCUAACGGAUUCGAUUGAGAUCCCGGAGUAUGUAGAGGUUCUUGGUCAAAAGAUUGAUCUUAACCCAAUCAGAGGGUUGCUUACGUCGGUACAAGACACGGCCUCGUCGGUGGCUAGAACCAUAUCGAGCCAACCGCCGUUGAAGUUCUCCUUGCCAGGGGACAAUGCACAGUCGUGGCUGCUCACGACUUAUCUGGACAAAGACAUUAGGAUCUCUAGAGGUGACGGUGGAAGCGUCUUUGUCCUUAUCAAAGAAGGAAGCCCUCUCUUAAACCCUUGA
Molecule: messenger RNA, 954 nt
Organism: Thlaspi arvense
Lineage: Eukaryota; Viridiplantae; Streptophyta; Magnoliopsida; Brassicales; Brassicaceae
Source: the annotation of a GenBank genome assembly